Geosmithia morbida is the source of this 7674-nucleotide messenger RNA. RefSeq names its product Signal transduction histidine kinase. The record is from RefSeq and is a predicted model, not a curated record. Gene Ontology annotation, biological process: protein autophosphorylation; phosphorelay signal transduction system. The coding region runs from base 1 to 7674 and encodes 2557 amino acids. Lineage: Eukaryota; Fungi; Ascomycota; Sordariomycetes; Hypocreales; Bionectriaceae. The transcript has 4 exons. Gene Ontology annotation, molecular function: histidine phosphotransfer kinase activity; ATP binding; protein binding.
AUGGACGGCGCCGCCUCGGACAACUUACUCGAUCCGCCGCCGCGACUAUACGAGCGUCUUCGCCAGAUUGCCGGAUACUCUUGGGAUGAGUCCAUACCACCCUUUCACUCUACAUACGAUUUCUGGCACUGCAAUGCCUCCAGCCCGGGCGAUAACCACCACGAUUACGUGACAUUCCAGCAUCAGCAGCAGCAGCAUCAGCAGCAGCAGCAUCAGCAGCAGGCACAGGCGCAAGCGACGAAUUUCUCCUCCCCACCGCUCGAUGCGCACACGAUAGAGGAGCCCGUCGUGGCUCGCCUCUCAUACAACGGCCUCAGGGAAGAGCGCGCCUUCCACAUUACAAAGAGCCUCACCACCACCGCCGACCCCACCGGCGAGCACAUCGUCAAGCCCAUCGACCUCAUCCGCCUCACCCCCGUGCCCGGAGACCGCGGCAUCGUCACCGUCGCCAUCUACGACUACUUUGGCGACAACUACCUCGCCAAGGUCCUCGACAUGGGCCCUAACUGGUACAGCGCCCGCAAGCAGGGCGACUCCUACGUCGCCUACCGCAAGCUCAACCCCAAGUUGGAGAAGCCCAUCAGCCUGCCGCAGUUCCUCGACUUCGCCAUCGGCGCCUCCAAGUGCCUCGAGAUCCUCCAUCACGGCCAGGGCAUCGUCCACGGCGAGCUGCGCGGCGACGCCUUCCACUUCAACGCCGACGAGGGCAAGGUCCGCAUCGCCAACUUUGGCAGCGGCGUCCGCUCCUUCGAGCACGGCCUGACCAGUAGCGGCUGGUCCAUGCUGUCCAGGGAGCCCGGCGCCAAGAACAAGCUGCUCUACAUCAGCCCCGAGCAGACCGGCCGCAUGCCCGCCGAGCCCGACAGCAGGACCGACAUCUACGCCCUCGGCGUCCUCUUCUGGAUGCUCCUGACCCAGCAGCCCGUGUACAACGGCGACACGCCGCUCGACAUCGUCCAGGGCGUCCUCGGCCGCAGGGUCCCCAGCGUCUCCGAGUUCCGCAUGGAUGUCCCCGACGCCCUCGGCCGCAUCAUCCAGAAGUGCACCUCCAAGAAUAUCACCGACAGGUACCACUCGGCUAGCGGCCUGCGCCACGACCUCGUCAAGGUCCAGGAGCUCCUCGUCAACGGCGACCUGGACGCCCUCGGCAGGAUGGAGAUCGGCUCCAAGGACGUCUCGUCCUUCUUCAUGCUCCCCACCGACAUGAUUGGCCGCCAGAAGGAGAGGGACGACCUCAUCAAGGUCAUCGACCGCGUCGCCCAGAACCACGCCAUGAGCAAGAAGACCUCCAGCCUGACCAGCCACUACUCCGACGGCUCCAACCUCUCGGUCGACGUCGCCGGCUUCGACGAGCGCUCCAGCGACGGCGGCGCCAGCUCCAUCGACGGGAACCGCCAGAGCGGCGGCUCCUUCACCUACACGGCCUCGUCCGACCCCACAAAGGCCAUGAGGACCAGCGCCGCCAGCCUCGGCGCCGGCGCCAGCGCCCUCCAGUCCUUCCAGUUCGACGUGCUCGCCGGCUCGGCCGACGGCGCCCUCAUGCAGUCCUCGACCCCGACCCGGGUGGCCCGCCCCUGGGAGAGGCACCAGUCCCUGUCGCAGGACACCCGCAGCCUCGUCGACAGCACCGAGGGGAACCGCUACAGCGGCGCCACCGACUCGGGCGCCUCGAGCCUGUCGAGGCAGCUCGGCAACGCCAAGUUCAGGCGCCGCGGGCACUGCGAGGUCGUCAUCGUCGAGGGUGCCGGCGGUCUGGGCAAGAGCUGCCUCAUCCAGAGCAUCCUCGCCGACGCCAGGCGUCGCGGCUACUGCGCCACGGCCAAGUUCGACACGUCGCGCAAGACGGCCUUCGGCCCGCUCCUCAAGCUCCUCUCCUCGCUCUUCAAGCAGGUCUGGGGCGAGCGCAACACCGAGACGCCCUUCCACCAGGGCCUCAAGCAGUACAUCCGUCCCGUCUGGCCCAUGCUCCACCGCGUCCUGGGCUUGCCAGAGUUCCUCCUCGGCCCGCCCGACCCGUCCGCGGCCAUCACCGCCACCCCACGCUCCGUCUCCUCGCAGGGUUCCGGCAUCCGCAACAGUGCCAGCGCCGCCGUCGGCGGCGGGGGCAGCAGCGCCACCCGCGGUGGCCCCGGUAAGCGUCGCGGGUCGUCGCCCGGGAGCUCGCCGGCGCUCCUGCCCCAGGGCCCGACGGAGCCGGGCAUCCGCGCCUCCGCGCCCCCCACCGCCCCCACCAAGUCGAUACGCCUGAUGAACACCUUCCUCGACGUCGUCCGCGUCUUCACCGCCCACAAGUUCAUCUGCUUCUGCAUCGAGGACCUGCACUUCGCCGACGACGAGUCGCUCGAGCUCAUCAGCCAGAUCAUCGCCGCCCGCCUCAAGAUGGUCGUCGUCGUCACCUACCGCUCCAACGAGUUCUCCUCCGAGAGCAUGCACAGGAUACUCUACCCGGAGACGGACGAGGUGCUCCCCCGUCUCCAGGGCCCCACCGUCACCCGGAUCACCCUCUCCCCCCUGAGCGAGGACGACAUCGUCUACUACGUCUCGGAGACGCUCUGCCGGCCGCGCGACGACAUCCUGUCGCUGGCCCUCGUCAUACAGUCCAAGACGGCCGGAAACCCCUUCUACAUCCGCGAGAUGCUGAGCGCGUGCUACCGCAAGAAGUGCAUCUGGUACGACUACCGGGACAGCAUGUGGCACUUUGACCUGGAACGGCUGUUCGAGCAGUUCCGCGGCGAGAAGGACUACGACGUCCUGGACACGGGCUUCAUCACCCGCCGCCUCGACGAGCUGCCCCCGGCGGCGCGCUCCAUGCUCGCCUGGGCCGCCCUGCUGGGCAACAGCUUCUCCUUCGAGCUCGUCUGCCGCCUCAUGAGCGGCGAGUUCGAGUACGCGGACGAGACGUGGCUGGACUGCUGCGACGACCAGGACCGCAGAGGCUACACGCAGGCCCAGGCCGUCGACGGCCUCCAGGCCGCCCUCCAGGCCUACGUCAUCGUCGCCAGCGAGAACGACGACCGCUUCUCCUUCGCCCACGACCGCUUCGUCCACGCCGCCGCCGACCUCAAGGAGUGCAGCGCCCGGAGGAUGCACUUCAUCAUCGCCCAGACCCUGCUCAAGUACUACCUCGAGGACGCCCGCCUCAUGGACUCGACGGCCUUCCACAUCUGCGAGGCGGCCGACAUCAUCAAGCUCCGCGUCGCGCACCGCCGCGCCUUCCGCAGGCAGCUCGCCGACUGCGCGCGCUCGGCCGCCGACAACGGCGCCAGGCCGUCGGCCGUCAAGUACUACGGCACCGCCCUGAAGCUGCUCCAGCCCGACCCGUGGAACGAGGGUGCCGAGGACGUCGACUACGACGAGACAAUCGAGCUCCACAUCCGCGCGACCGAGUGCCACCUCUACAUGGGCCAGCACCAGGCCGCCCACGAGACCCUCGCCGUCAUACUCAGGCACGCCAAGACGGCCAUAGACAAGGCCCCGGCCUACGUCCUGCAGUCGCGCCUCUUCUCCCAGGCCGGCAACGUCCAGGGCGUCGAGUCCUCGCUCCGGGAGUGCCUGGCGGCCCUCGGCGUGGAGCUCGACGAGGAGCCCACCUACGACAAGUGCGACGCCAAGUUCGGGCAGCUCUCGGCCAGGGUCGAGUCCAUGGACCGCCCCGCCCUCCUCGGCCUGACCGCCGCGGAGGACCGCACGCUGUCCGCGGUCGGGGCCGUCCUGUCUGAGGCCACCGGCUCCGCCUGGUGGAGCGACUCCCUGCGCUACUACUACCUCGCCCUCCUCAUGCUCGAGAUGCACCUCACCCGGGGCGCCUUCCCCCAGUCGAGCAUGGCCUUCCUCCACUCGGCCGUCGUCGCCCUCUGCCGCUUCGGCACGGCCCCGCUGGCCGUCUACCUGGCCUCCGUCUCGCAGGAGCUGCUGCAGCACAGCACCGACCCGAUGACCGUCGCGCGGGGGCUGAUGCUGUACCCCUGCCUCUUCGGCCACGUCGCGGCGCCCAUGUCCCAGACCCUCGCCCAGGCCGAGGACGCGGUCGACUUCGCCACCAACACGGGCGACCGGAUGUCCAUCGUGCUCAGCUACGGCAUCUACGCCCUGACCAAGCUAUUCGCCCACGAGAACGUGGCCGACCUCGAGGCCUUCUGCCAGUACGGCUGCGAGGAGAUCGUCAACUGGACCCUCGACACCCAGGGAGGGGCCGUCCUGCUCGUCGUGAGGCAGGUGGCCCGCGCCUUCCAGGGCAAGACCAACAUCCGGGACCCGCUCGAGGUCCUGAGCGACCAGCAGCACAGCACGGCCGCGUACAAGGCCUGGCUGUCGUCGCAGAUGCAGUACAGCGCCCGCUCGGUGCUCAUGUACGAGACGCUCGAGCUGAUACCGCUCUUCCUGUACGGCCACUACGACCGCGCCGUCGAGGUGGGCAGGCGCUGCCUGGAGUCGCUGCCCCUGAUCCGCACCCUACGCAACAGCCGGUCCCUCCUCCUCUUCUACGGCCUGGCCCGAGCCGGCCAGCAUCUGCGCCAGAUGCAGGACCCGCGCGGGCCGCCCGGCCCGCCCGACGACUUCCGGGCGCACCUGGACUCGGUGGUGGCCGACCUGCGCACCUUUGUCGGCAUGAUGCGGGACUGGGCCGCCGUGUACGACGCCAACUACUUCUCCUGGAUCAAGAUCCUCGAGGCCCAGAUCCUCGAGCUCACCGGCGACCUCGGCCAGGCCGUCCAGCACUACGAGGAGGCCCUGGACCACGCGGCCGAGCACGAGUUCGUCUUCGACGAGGCCCUGGCCAACUACCUCAUGGCCGGCUACUUCCUCCGCCGCAAGGCCCGCAGGUCCGCCCGCGCCGCCCUGCUGGAUGCCGUGGGGCUGUACCGCCAGGUGGGCGCCACGGGCGCGGCCGACUUCAUCGAGGAGGAGCACAGCCUGCUGCUGCACGGGCCGACGCGCAACCAUCGGACGCUCGACGCCGGCGUCCAGACCGACUUCGUCACCGACACGGCGCCCGUGCAGUACCGGGCCGUCGACGGCGGCGACGGCCCCGUGGCCGACGACGUCAUGGCGCCGCCCGCCUCGUCCAACGCCCUCUCGGAGGCCAAGGGCGACCGCAUCGGUGCCUGGAGGAACUCGACCAACAUGCAGGCCGAGGCCGGCGCCGGCCUGCCCGCCCUCGACAUCAUCGACCUCCACACCAUCCUGGUCAGCUCCCAGGUCAUCUCGUCGGUGCUGCAGAUCGACCAGCUCCUCAAGACGAUGAGCGACGUGAUACUGCAGACGUGCGGCAGCUCGGCCACGCUGGCCGCCAUCGUCGUCCAGGGGAGCAGCGGCGACGACGGCGACUCGGGCUGGUGCGUGGCCGCCAGCGGCGAGCCGGAGAAGGGGGCGUCGGCGCACAGGCCGGCCCUCUCGCUGUCGGGGACGCCCUUCAUCGCCGAGAACGUGGUGCUGUACUGCACGCGCUUCCUCGAGCCCGUCUUCAUCCCGGACCUGAUCUCGGACGAGCGGUUCGGCAACGUCAGCGACGACUGGCUGCGGGAGAACCCGGCCGGCAGGGCCAUCAUCGCCAUCCCGAUCAAGCACGGCGACAACCCGCUGCACGGCGUGGUGUACCUCGAGGGCCAGCCGGGCUCGUUCACGGACCGCAACGUGACGGUCCUGCAGCUGCUGGUGGUGCAGCUGAGCAUCAGCUACUCCAACGCGGUGGCGAUGAAGAACGUGGAGAAGAUCUCGGCCGAGAACCGCAGCAUGGUGUCGGUGCAGCAGCGGGCGCUGGCCAAGGCGCGCGAGGCCGAGACCAAGGCCAAGAACGCCGAGGCCGAGGCCAAGAGGAACGUCAAGCUGGCCGAGGAGGCGGCCCGGGCCAAGUCGAUCUUCCUGGCCAACGUGUCGCACGAGCUCCGGACGCCGCUCAACGGCGUCAUCGGCAACUCGGAGCUGCUGCGCGACAGCAACCUGAACCGGGAGCAGCAGGAGAUGGCCGACUCGAUCCGCGUGUCGGCCGACCUGCUGCUGACCGUCAUCAACGACAUACUCGACUUCUCCAAGAUGGAGGCGGACAAGAUGAAGCUGUACAUCAUCGCCUUCAACCCCGAGGAGAUGGUGCGCGAGGUGGUGCGGGCGGUGUCGUACAGCAACCGUGAGAAGACGUCGAAGAAGAAUGUCAAGAUCGUCCAGGACAUCAACCUGCCGCCCAUGCUCAUCUACGGAGACCCGAUCCGGCUCCACCAGGUGCUGGGCAACCUGAUCGGCAACAGCCUCAAGUUCACCGAGGACGGCUCCAUCACCAUCGGUGCCAGGCUCAACUCGGAGACGGAGGAGAGCGCGACGCUGACGUUCUGGGUGCGCGACACGGGCAUCGGCAUCCCGCCGCAGCAGCUGGCCAAGCUGUUCCAGCCCUUCAGCCAGGCCGACGCCAGCACGGCCAGGAAGUACGGAGGCAGCGGUCUCGGGCUCAGCAUCUGCAAGUCCCUCAUCGAGACGAUGAUGAAGGGCAAGAUCCAGCUCGAGAGCGAGGAGACGGUGGGCACGACGGCCUGGUUCACCGUCUCAUUCGACAAGGCCAAGUCGGACGUGCUGGCGGGCGACGCCCAGUCCAAGUCGCCGCCGCCGGUCGGCCGGUCGUCGUCGUCGUCGUCGUCGGCGGCGGCGGCGGUGGCGGUGCGGCCCCGCGGCGGAGGUUUCGCGUCGGCGAUGCUGUCGCCGACUUCGCCGGACGGCCCGACCUCGUCGGACCAGUACCUCGACCUGUCGGAGAUAUCCAAGGAGGACGUGCGCAUCUGCGUGGCCGAGGACAACCCCAUCAACCAGAAGAUCGCGAUCCAGUACGUCCAGCGUCUGGGGUACACGAGGGUGAGCGCGUACGAGAACGGGCUGAAGGCGGUCGAGGGCCUCCGGCAACAGGCCAACGAGGGCAACCCGUACCACAUCGUCCUGAUGGACGUGCAGAUGCCCGUGCUGGACGGGUACGAGGCGACCAAGCUGAUCCGCAAGGACCCGAUCGAGGCGGUGCGCAAGAUCCUCGUCAUCGCCAUGACGGCUUCGGCCAUCCAGGGUGACCGGGAGAAGUGCCUGGCGGCCGGCAUGAACGACUACCUGGCCAAGCCGGUGCGGUCCGAGGUGCUCAAGAAGAAGCUCGACGCGUACCUCGGCACACAGGAAAGUACCGGCCCUGCCACCGGCUCCGUCGCCGAUACCGGCACCGCAGGUCUCGCCGACAUCGACGGCACCGGGGGCAUCGAGGGCACCGACACCGACGCGCACGAGCACCGACGGAUCCGGCGACGACACGCCCGGCCUCGAGGUCCCUGCUCCAGGAGGAGCGGCACAGGGACCGGGACACACGCAGUCGGUAAAGGACUAUCUGAUCAGGAGCGCGUCGAACACGAGCCUAGCACUCAGCCGGACGCUGAGCGACGGCAGCCGCGCCGCGGCGGUCGCCUCGUCGUCGUCGGACCACCAGGCGGGCGACGUAUCCCCCUCGGGCUCGGGCUCGGUCUCGGGCUCGGGCCCAGGCACGAUGCACAUCGCUCAGCAGGGACUGUCGGUCUCGGUGCCGUCGUCGUCGGCGGCGGCGGCGGCAAAGAGACAGCCACGCAAGCUGACCAAGGUUCGACCGGGCGAAGCCAGCACGGAGAGGUCAGAGCUGGAAGCGUCGCAGGCCAGAUCCCACAGCGACACGGCGGUUGA